Molecule: messenger RNA, 1515 nt
Organism: Daucus carota subsp. sativus
Lineage: Eukaryota; Viridiplantae; Streptophyta; Magnoliopsida; Apiales; Apiaceae
Exons: 1
Coding region: 259-1434 (391 amino acids)
Biological process (GO): protein phosphorylation
Molecular function (GO): protein serine/threonine kinase activity; phosphatidic acid binding
Source: RefSeq, a predicted model, not a curated record
GAUUACGAAUUUAAAACGCAUAUGAUGAAUAAAUUAUUUUCAUAUGGGAAAAUAUCAAUUUUUUUUAAAAAAAUGAAAAAUAAAAUCUAGACCAAGAGAGCGACCACAACUAUGCAACUCUGUUCACUUUCCUUUUGAACCAACCAACAUAUGAUCACUUGUGUACCCCACGAGUUGUUUAGGAAUCUCUCUCAUUUUCAACACUUUUCUCCGAGAUUAUUCACUUGUAAAGAGAGUUCUCUCCAAUAAGGAUCUGCAAUGGCAUACUACAACUCGAAUUAUUGGGAUGGCUACACGGGUGAGUACCAAGAUUCUUCUUACAACAGUCAUGAUGUUGUUCCAUUUCAUUUCUCGCAAUCUUACUCUGAUUUUGAGCCUCAGACAAAUUAUUACAAUGAUUCCAUUACCUAUGAUGCUUCCAAUCAGGUUGAGUAUUCUGGUUUUUAUGAUCCUUGUCUUGUUAAUUGUUCUGGAAUGAAUUAUUCUAUGCAUUCUUUCACUGAGCCUGCUGUUGUUGAAUAUGAUCCACCUACUUAUCAGACACAAUAUUUCAUUUCUUACAAGACUGUAACGUUUAAUGAGUCGAAUAAUGAAGUGUAUGAUCCAACUCCUUAUGAUGGUAUCUAUGAUGAAUAUGAUCCCACUCCUUAUGAUGGUGGUUAUGAUCAAACUGUCACUUAUGGCAAACCUCUUCCACCGUCGGAUCAAAUCUGUUAUCCUCGUUCCAGUACAAGCCCUGCUGGCUUAUCUCUUGAGGGUUUUUCUUAUAAUUCAAUUCCUUCACCUUAUGGUGACCAUGAUUCUGGCUCUAGUUCUACGACGAAAGCACUCGAGGAUGGAAAAUCAGCUGAUGGAGGGGGAGGAAAAGAGUCCAAUGCUGAGAAUGAGGGCACUCUGGUGACAUCCACUAAUUUUGAUGAGGAGAAGGAAUCCAAUGGUGAAUUAGAGAUUGCCCUGGUUGAGAAUUAUGAUACGGGCAAUGGGCGAGACAUUGAAGGGUUUAACAGUGGUCAUGAUUACCCAUGGAUUUACUAUGAUUAUGGUUAUGGAGAUGGAAGGAUUGAAGGGUAUGAGAAGUAUGGUUAUGAUAAGCAAGUUGUGGCUCAAACUCAACAUGGAUAUGGUUCAGAUGGGGUGAUGAAUUAUUGUGAAAGUAUACUUGGUUAUUGGCCUUGUUUGGCCAAGAAAAACAAGAAGACAAAUGAAUUGGCUCAAGAAAAUGGAAACACAAAAGGGGGGUCCAACCUGCCCAAGGAAACUGAUUUGUGCAAAACAGCUGCAGAGUACAUUUUUGGAAGUUCAGUAGGAUGUGGAGAAGCAAGUGAUAGAGAUGGCAUUGAGAGUUAUUAUAGACAACAACCUUGUUAUGGGCAAGAAAUGUAUUAUGAGAAGUGUGAUGAGAAUUCAUGGAUUCAAAAGUUCAACAUAUUUUGAACUUUGAAAAAUGUAACAAAUCUUUAUUAGAACUUACUGGCCUUUAACUUGAUGUGGAUUCUCCUUCCAUUCUUUCUUUAA